AUUAUGUGUGAAGAGCUUGUGAGAUUACAAACAAUCGAGUUCAAGUAGGAAAUAGAGAAACGAUUUGCAAAGAGUCGUCAUAACCAUAAUUAUGUAUUUGAACGAGAAGGCAAUGAUUUUUCAGAUGAUGAUUCAUUAGAUUCUUUGAAAAACAUUGAAUUAUACAAUUUAUGCAAACCCAUCCGUAAUAAAUCAAUGGAAACAGAACGUACUAUGCCUAAGACCAGCAAAACAUUAUUAAUACGAUUACUAAAACCUAAAAAAUAACCAUCAGUCAAUGAAAAUAGAUCCAACAACACUUCAUUAUAUAAAUCUAGAUCAUAAAGCAAAAAUGGCACUACUAGACUUCGUACUGAGUAUUAUGUUUUAUUUUUAAUCAGAGGUUCAGUCCUUCGAGAAUCAAAAAAUGUAACCUUAAUUUCUCCAAAGAUUCCAAAAAGUCCUUUGUAUAUUUAAGUAGAUAAUUUGAUCAAAUCCACUAAGAAUUAACAUCUUUACAAACUUAAUAAUUACUCUAUGGCUGUAUGAUUUAUAAAUUAAUAAUUAAUGUCAUAAAAAAUUAAGCAGCCUACUCUCCUUUCAAAAGUACAUCCAAAAGUAUUAUUCAAUACUUAAGAGUAAAUUAAAUCAUAGAUUUCUUAGACUCAAUGCUCGUGUAGUUAAAGUUUAAAGUCCUUUUGAAUAUAUGAAUUACAUUAAGCGUAGAUAAGAGUAUCUAAACAAGUAGAAGUAGCUUCUAAAUAAUCUUCAAUUGAAUGAAGAAAAUUAUGAAAAAUUGACAUUUUCUGUAAAACAAAUUGGAGUGAUUAAUGAUGAUGGAAGAUUUGGAACAUAUAGUCAGCGUAGAUAUUUAUUAAAAUCUAUGGAAUCCACAAGAUAAUAAAAAUCUGAAUCAAUAUAAUAUCCUUAAACAGAAAGAGCAUAAUAUUAAUUUAGAGCUAAAGCUUUACCAAGCAGUCGUAAAGAGAAAUUUAGAUUUUCUCCAUAAUAAAGUGUUAAGUUCUUCCUUUUGCCAGAAAGAUAAGAAACUAAUAUUGAAGUUAAAAAUAGCCCAGUCGAUAAAAUACUUAAAAGAUCAAGACAAAAGAAACGAAUUCCAUAAAGUCAACCUAUACCUCCUGAAAUCAUUUUUGCUAAAAGUUAGCCGAAUCCUAAAUAUUCCUCAUAUAGUAGAUAACUUUAAGAACUUACAACAACAGUGGAAUUUAAUAAACUACUUUGA
Paramecium primaurelia is the source of this 1222-nucleotide messenger RNA. The record is from the annotation of a GenBank genome assembly. Lineage: Eukaryota; Ciliophora; Oligohymenophorea; Peniculida; Parameciidae.